GUACAUACAUCAUGGUUGAAUGUCUACCAAUCCAACUUUGAUAAUUUUCUGUAUUAUACGAAACAAAAUUUCAGAAAAUAAAUAUUUUACAAUAUACUGUCUAUUUACUUAUACAAGAGGUAAUUUAAAAAAAAAAAGAUGUAAUGAAAAAUAAAACUUCUUUGUAAUAUUACAUAAAAAAAAGGAUUUUAUAGAUGUCAACAAAUCACUGUAUAAAUAUAACCUAAAAACUUUCCAACCUGUUUUACAGGAAUAAAAACACAUGUCAUUAUGUCAUAUUUUGCCAACGAAUGCUUUGUCUGUAAAUCGACAGAAACAUUGGAAAUAUGCGGCAAUUGUAAUAUGAUAUCAUAUUGUGGAUCAAAACAUCAAAAAUAUGAUUGGCCAAAACAUAAAGAAUUUUGUAAUGUAAUUUCUUGUCUACUUAAAGAAACUGGAUUAUCACAUAUUUAUGAAAAACAAUUAAAUUCCGAUUUACAAACAUGGAUAAAAGAACGUGAACGUAUGUCACAAUUAAUAGAAACAACACUCGGUCGUUCAUUACAUCUUCAUGAAGAACAAAUGAUUUUAAUGCCAAGAUCAUGUUUUGUUUGUCACGAAACAAGACAAGAAUUACUUAAAAAUUGUCCCAAAUGUUUGUGUGUUAAUUUUUGUCAACAACAUCAAGAAUUAAAUUUACAACACAAUAAAGAUUGUUUAUCAUUGAAAUUAUUUCACGAUUUAGAUGAAAAAAUUCAAAAUCCAAAUAAAUUGAGAAUUAUAAUGGGAAUAUUGAAAAAAAUUGUUACAAUAACAUUUGAUAUAAUUCCAGAAACAAUGGAAAAUUAUUUAAAUCAAUUUUUGACGAAUGAUAAUGACGAUGAUGAUGUAAUUUUAAUAAAAUCGUGUAUUUCAAAUAUUUUAACAAUGCCAUUGACACUUUUUAAUGCGGUGAAGAAACUUAAACUUGAUAAUCGUUCGGAAUUAAUAAUACACGUUCGUUGUGAAUUACCAGAUUCUAUUGUUUGGGAACUUCUUCUUCAUUUUCUACCAAAAUUGUCAUUUUUAAAAAUUAUUUUCCUCAAUCAAUCGGAAUGUUUGAAGACAAAAAUGAAAUUGUGCAACGAUUGUUGUGAGAAGGAGAAAAAAUUAAUUUUACAAAUGAAAAAUUUGAAUUAUGAGAAUUUUGUUGAAGAUGAAUUAUACAUUAAACCUGAUUUACUUGCUUAUAUGCCAGCUGAAGAAGAGGAAGAGAAUAAUUCAAAAUGGGAAAAUUUAUUGGAAAUUUUCAGUAGAAUUGGUUGUCCAUUAUUAUUAACAUGCGUAACGGAAAUGAAAUUAAAUCGUGUUGUUGAAAAUUUAAAAAUGACAUUUUGGACAAAUUUAAUAUUAAAUGAGGAUUUAAAUGAAUUUGGUGCUUUGGAACCAUUACGCGAAUGGACAAACAAUGGAGUUGGUAAAUUAAAUCAAUUUAUGAUUAUUGCUGAUUCAUUUAAAAAUUAUUGUCGCGCCAAACAUUUUGCCAAUGAUUCGCCAUUAUUGUUAAAAAAAGAAAAAGGUGAAUAUUGGAAUUCACAAUAUUUUUUUUUCUCCCACAUUUGUCGUGGUUGUCGUGAAAAAUCAUCAAUUAUCACUUGUAAAUAUUGUAAUAUGAUUUUUUAUUGUUCUGAAUUGCAUAGAAGAGAAGAUUGGUAUCAACAUAAAGAUCUUUGUAAAUUAAUACAAAAAUUACUUAUUGAAUCGGGUAGAAAAAAUAUAUUUGCCGGUGAAAUUGAUUUAAUGGAUUGUAAUAAAGUGACGAAUGAAAUUUGGUUAGAGGUAAAAUUAAAUGUUAUAAAAAAAAUUGAAUUUGAAAUUGAACGUGAAUUAUUAAUUUAUGAACAACAAAUGUUUUUAUUUCCAAAAGCAUGUUUUGCAUGUCACGAAUGUGAUUUAAUGAAACUUUAUAUUUGUCGUUGUGGUAUUGCAUUAUGUAAAAUACAUAAAGAUUAUCGUGGUCAUAAAUUAAUAUGUAAUGAUUAUUAUUUAAGUUAUUUGUUACAUGAGAAUGAAGAAAUUGUUGAAUUUUCAUCGAAAUUUGAAUUUCUUGCCGCUGAAUUUGAUGAUAAUUUGCCAAAUUCAAUGCAAGAAUUUUUGGAAUUAUGGCUUAUUUUAUUGGAAACAGAUAUUAUUAUCACGAGUAUUGAAAAAAUAAUAAUUGCCGAAUUAUUAACAAGGCCAUUAACAUUGUUGUGUGCUAUGAAAAAAUUGCCAAUUAAUUUCAAUGAAAAUAAAAUAUUAACAAUACACGUGAUUGGUUCGAAUAAUUCAAAAUAUGCAAACGAUGAAUAUUGGAAUGUUUUUUUCUAUUGGUUAAAAAUGUUAAAUAAAAUAAAUAUUAUAUUUAUUGGCAUAAAUACAAAGGAAGUGAAUUAUACGAGAAAUUCAUUUGGUAAUUUAAAAAAUUUAACAUGUAAAUCAUAUUCAUUGACGUAUGAACAAUUUGUAUUGGGAAAAUUUUUUAUAAAACCAGAUAUAAUUGUUGGCUAUGAUUUAGAUAUACAUGAGUGUGAUGUUAAAGCGUGUAAUUGUAUAAAAGAUAUUUUAGUGAUAAAUAAAAUGAAUGUACCAUUUAUAUUAACAGCGGGAACAAAAGAACGUGCUAUUAAUGAUAAUCGAAAAAUUUCACAACUUUUUCAACCUUCAAUUACACCUGAUUUGGUUUAUUUAAAUCCAUUUGCAUCGCUAGAGCCAAUUAGGGAUUUUGAGACUGAAUAUUUACGUUAUUUAAAUAAAUAUGUUAUUAUUUAUUGGAAAUGGAUAAUAGCGAGAGAUGAGAAAAUUGAUAUUUUUCAAAAGCAAAUUUCUAAUUCGUCGCGAAGUUUUGAAUUGGAAAAAAAAUUAUCUGAAUUAUUUACAAAAACAAAAAUUAAUGUCGAUGAUGUUGAAACAAAUGAUAAUAAAUCGAGAGAUAUUAGGGAUGAUUAUAAAUUUGAAGAUGAAAUAAGACCACAAAUUUCGAGUGUAUUUGCAGCAAGUUCGGAAUUGAAAUAUUUACUUAAAGAUUAUGAAAGUAAAUCGAAUGUAAAUUUAGAAAAGCCAAGAAGAACACUCGAUGAACCUGAUUUACGAUUUGUUAAAUGUACAAAAAAAAUUGAUUUGCAAUUGAAUUUAAGUGAAGAGAAAAAUGAAAUUAAUCACAAUAAUGAGGAUGUUGAAGUUAAAUGUCGCGAAGUAUUUGAAAGUUUGUUAAAUAGUUCUAAUACUGAAAAUAUCAACGAAAUUGAAGAAAACGAAAUAGCCGAUGUUGAAAUUGACGAAAAUGAAAAAAACUCAAUUUAAUACAAAUUAUUGUUGCAAUAUUUCAUAUAUUUCAAAAUAAUUCAUGGAAUUUUUAAAGAAAAGAAAAAAAAGAAAUUUUUUUAGCAAUAUUUCAAUGGAAUUUUACUAAAAAAAAAUAUUUUUAUUUAAUUUCUGAAGAAAUUUGAUUACUAAAAAAUAGGCUUCGAAAUAUAAAAAUAUUCAACAAUAAAUUGUUAUCAAAAAAAAAAUUCCAAAGAAAAAAUUUUCUUAUAACAAUUUUUUUUUCCAUUUAAAAUAUAAUUUUUGUUACUUUUACUUAUUAAUAUGUAAUUUUUAUAAUUAUUAAUAUUAAGGGAAUUUUUUGUAAAAUCUAAUAAUUUGUACGAAAGAAAUAAAUAUAUUUU
Molecule: messenger RNA, 3665 nt
Organism: Leptopilina boulardi
Lineage: Eukaryota; Metazoa; Arthropoda; Insecta; Hymenoptera; Figitidae
Exons: 2
Coding region: 271-3300 (1009 amino acids)
Cellular component (GO): extrinsic component of mitochondrial inner membrane
Source: RefSeq, a predicted model, not a curated record